This is a messenger RNA of Paramecium sonneborni, 372 nucleotides long. The record is from the annotation of a GenBank genome assembly. NCBI's taxonomy places the organism in Eukaryota, Ciliophora, Oligohymenophorea, Peniculida, Parameciidae.
AUUUAAUGCCUUUAAAAAAGGAAGGAUUUUAGUCAAUAGGUGAAUUUUUGAGUUUUUCAUUAUCAACAAAUGAUUAAGCAAGUUCAGGUUAAAUAAAAACAGCACUUUUCUUUGUGAGACAAGUAGUUUCAGUUCUUUUAGGAUUAACAGCGGGAUUUUUACAUUUAUAAGGAAUAUUGACAAUUUUGGGAUUUUUAUUUAUAUCAAUGGGAUUUUCAUACUAUUAUGUCUUUAAAUAUAAAUAAGUAAAAUAUUCAAUAGAAUUAGGUUGAUGAAGAUAAAAUAGAGAAUACAGAAAUAUAUACUGAAGGUUUAGGAGCAUCAAUAGGUGAAUUUUUAUUAACUUGGACUUUAGUUUAUACAGUGGUUUGA